This is a messenger RNA of Raphanus sativus (radish), 863 nucleotides long. Its product is annotated as high mobility group B protein 2. The transcript has 8 exons. Bases 170 to 604 code for a protein of 144 amino acids. NCBI's taxonomy places the organism in Eukaryota, Viridiplantae, Streptophyta, Magnoliopsida, Brassicales, Brassicaceae. The record is from RefSeq and is a predicted model, not a curated record.
UCGUGCGAAAUUAAAUUUUUGACGUAAAAGAUAUUUUACAAACCUCCUCCACCCCACCCCUCUAAUCUCUUGGCCUCUCACUUGAAUCUGCGUACAAAUCACGAACACGUGGAACUCCUUUUGCUCUCCUCUCUCUCACAAACCCUACGAUCUUCCUCAAGAUUAGAUAAUGAAAGGAGGUAAAUCAAAGACCGAGACCAGGAGCUCUAAGCUCUCUGUGACCAAGAAGCCUGCGAAGGCAGCAGGCCGUAGCAAAGCCGCUGCUAAGGAUCCAAACAAACCAAAGAGGCCUGCCAGUGCCUUCUUCGUUUUCAUGGAAGAUUUCCGUCAGACUUUCAAGAAGGAACACCCAAAGAACAAAUCUGUUGCUGCUGUUGGAAAAGCUGCUGGAGACAAGUGGAAAUCACUAUCAGACGCUGAGAAGGCACCUUACGUUGCUAAGGCUGAGCAGCGCAAGGUCGACUAUGAGAAGAACAUGAAGGCCUACAACAAGAAACAGGAGGAAGGUCCGAAGGAAGAUGAGGAAUCUGACAAGUCAGUCUCAGAAGUUAAUGAUGAAGAUGAUGCUGAGGAUGGUAGUGAUGAGGAGGAGGAUGAUGACUAAUAAGUUGGAAGUUUGUAACAUUAGUAUAGAUGGCUGCAAAGAUCUCUCUGUUUUCUUUAAUCUUAAAAUGUUUAUGGGGCUGAUUAAAAGGUGUCUUUUAUCUUUCUUUUCGUUUUGGUACUUCCCACAACCUAUAUCCCAUGUUACCAAAGCCCUUUGUACGGUGAAAGUGAAAUGUAGAAUGUUUAGAUGGUGAUAAGAGAGACUUGCAGCUCUGUACUCUUGUGUUCUAUAAAACGAUUUACCUUUUCUCAGUCUA